AUGCCGCUCCCUGUCGGACGCCGCGUCACAACUGCAUCGGUCCUCCCUGCAAAGUGCGAGCUUCCAAGGAAGCUCGCAAGUCGCGCUAGGACACUGCGUGAAACUGCUCGCUCCAUCAGCUGCCCCGAGAGGGUGAAAGAUCUGGGGUCCCAUUCGUUGCUGCAUCUUUCCUGUCUGUUGUCUUGUCAGUUCUACAUGGUGACGGUGAAGACACAAUCAUGCAAGGUGCUGCAGCUGGUGACCCUCACCGCUCCGCUGGGCACUCUGGCUGCUGCUGCACAUGCAGUCAACACUCAAGCACACCUGCAGAGGCCUCCCACUGCAAAUCGACGGGCCUUCCUGGACACCGCCGCACCACCCAGAUCUGGCAGCCGGCAUCCAUCUCGCCUGCGGCCAUGGCGCGUUCAAACGAGGCUCUACUCUCUGCCGGCGCUUUCCGAUGAGUCGACCAAUGCAACCACGGUCUCGUCAGCCGAUUAUGAGGAAUAUUCCGGACGGCGCAAGGCCGCUCUCGACGUUGCCCUUCGGUCCUUCGACCUCUCCCCGCCUCAGCUCGCCAAUGAAUCGACCAUGCAUACGACGAGAGAUGCAGCAGCAUCAGCAGCAUCAGCAGCAGCAACGGCACCGGCUGUUGACCGGUGCAUCGACUGGGAUGGCUUCGGGAUGUCCGCUCAGCGGACCUACUACACCUACGUUCGGCCACACCCCUCCAAGCUGGCUGGUCUGCAGAGGGAGCCGCUGGAGAGGUCGGCGUGGCGGACCGCUGCGCAGAUCGCCGGGCUGGUGCGGGCCUACCAGAACUCACUGAAUGCCUUCUUUCGCAACCAGGACUCGACCCGCCCGAAGCUGCGCGAGGCCGGCGGCCGAAACCCCCUGGUGGUGGUGCUUGACAAUGUCAGGUCCGCACACAAUGUUGGCAGCAUCAUCAGGUGGGUGAGAAGAUCCAUUCAUCCGCAGCCACGGUCCCAUAUGUGUGUGGUCAGGACGGCCGAAGCGGGAGGUGUGGAGCGAGUGGUGGUGUGCGGUAUCACGCCGCACCCGCCGCACCCCAAGUUGGACAAGACGUCGCUUGGGGCGCACGAGCACAUUCCUGUGCACCACGUGGGGACCUGUGUGGAGGCGGUCCGACAGCUCAAGGAGGAAGGGUGAGCCGAGUAACAAGUGUGGGCAGGGCAGAUUGUGUGCUGUGUGUGGUAUGUGUAGUUUCACAAUAGUGGUGCUCGAGACGACUGACAGGAGCCAACCGCAUGUCGAUGUAAGCGACCAUGAGCACGCCAGGACCAUGCCUGUCUGUCUCUGUGUGUGUGUGUGUGUGGUAUCUUGGCGUCCGUCAGAUAUCCUUUCCUCCGAAGACGGCUGUCGUGUUCGGCAAUGAAGUGUCGGGCGUGGCCACUGAUGUGCUCCACCUGGCAGGUAUGGGUGUGCGAAAGGCCGCAUCAACGCACCAGACCACACCAGACCACACCAGACCAGACCCCCAAAUGUGUGUCCUUCGUUCAUGCAGACGUCUUGUGUGAGAUUCCGAUGUUUGGAGUGAAGAACUCUAUCAAUGUUGCUAACGCGGCCAGUAUUGUGGUGUUCGAGGUACUCAGGCAGUGGAGGGCCUUCGACCGGCUCAAGCAGACAGUGAACGAAGAGUAGGAUGAGAUGAGGGGUGUAUGGUGGUGGUGCACCGCCGUCCUCGCUUGUCUUCGCUCGAGGUCUGUCUCGGCCUGUUUGUGCGCGGCGGCUCCGUGCACAUUUGCCGAGAUGGACGGCGAGUGAAGGUGGUGUGGUUUUGGAUGGGAUGGAUGGCAUAGCUGGGUGUGUGGGGCUGGCUUGUGGGGUGGGUCGGACCAUGACCAUUGUGUCUGUGCAGUGCACGGGAGGCAUCCAUCCAUCCGUAUACAUAACACCAUGAUGGAGUGCAAGUCAAGUCUGUCGGUCG
This is a messenger RNA of Vitrella brassicaformis, 1927 nucleotides long. NCBI's taxonomy places the organism in Eukaryota, Vitrellaceae. The record is from the annotation of a GenBank genome assembly.